Molecule: messenger RNA, 1207 nt
Organism: Echinops telfairi (small Madagascar hedgehog)
Lineage: Eukaryota; Metazoa; Chordata; Mammalia; Afrosoricida; Tenrecidae
Product: nuclear RNA export factor 1-like
Exons: 13
Coding region: 1-1020 (339 amino acids)
Biological process (GO): poly(A)+ mRNA export from nucleus
Cellular component (GO): nucleus
Molecular function (GO): RNA binding
Source: RefSeq, a predicted model, not a curated record
AUGGCCAAGGCUAAAGGAGUGAUGCACCGUGCUGCUGAAAUGGGACUGAAUGUUUCUACCAUUCAGAAGGACACGGCUUCUUCCCUUCAGUUCCUUGAGGAGAACAUGCCCAAACUUUUGUCCUUCACCUCGAGCAACUCUAGACGCUACCAGCUGGUUGGCCUGGCCAACAUGGGGCAGAAGGAUGUCACCAUGCAGAGCAGGAACCGCUUAGCAAAUCAGAUGAAGGCUGAAGGGGAGAUGGACACAGUGAAGGGACUGGAGCCAGGGGAGAUGAGUGCGGGCAGAAAGCCUCUGUGCACCAGCUCUCCGCAUAAGCCCAGCGACUCAGCACUGCUGACAUCUUUCUCUCCACGGGAUGAUCCAGUGCUGCCCCCACCUCUUUUCUCUGACAUUGGGAAUGACAAGAAGUCACCAUUCUGCAAGGGGAGUGUCUUUGGAUCAGAGACCCUGAAGGAUCUAGUCUGGAAAUUCCUGACACAGUAUUACAGAAUCUAUGAUGAUGGGGACCGACAGGGCCUCCUGAGUGCUUACCAUGACAAUGCCUGCUUCUCACUGACUACUCUCUUCCACACUGAGGAUCCAUCCCGAAUCAGCUGCGGCAAGUCCUCCAAGGACAGCGGGGCUGUGAAAGAGUUCAAGGACAUCGGCCUGUGUGUUCUGUUGGUGAAACGCACAAAAAGUGAGAUUGUUGACUUCCUUAGUAUGUUGCCCAAGACCCAGCAUGACCUCAGCUCCUUCGUGGUGGACGUGGGUGCCCAGAUGAGAACCACGCUCUGUUUUUCUGUCCGUGGGAAGUUCAAGGAGACCGAGGGUCUGUGUGGCCCUCCUCUCUGUGCCUUCACGCGGACCUUCCUGUUGAGGACUGGCAGUGAUGCCAGCAUAUACAUCGUUAAUGACCAACUGACUGUGACUCAUGUGAGUCCCAAAGAACCCCAGAGUUCCUGCUUCUCCCCAGUGCCCACACCCUCCUCCAGCUUUGAGCCCACCACGUCCCAGGAGCAGCAGGAAGUGCAGUAGGCCCUCUCUCCGGGUUCUGGUCUCAGAAGUAAUGCAUUUUGUUUCUUUAUUUCCCUCAUGGUCUCUCUGGACCUCGUGCCCACGCUGUGCCUAUGAAGCCACCUAGUGGUUUACAGCAGGUGCUCAGGCCUCUUGACGUCCAUGGACCCUGUGCCUUUGAGGACAGACACACGUGUCUAGGAGUUUC